This is a messenger RNA of Mauremys mutica (yellowpond turtle), 3274 nucleotides long. RefSeq names its product butyrophilin subfamily 3 member A1-like. Gene Ontology annotation, molecular function: protein binding. The transcript has 9 exons. Lineage: Eukaryota; Metazoa; Chordata; Testudines; Geoemydidae. The record is from RefSeq and is a predicted model, not a curated record. The coding region runs from base 1097 to 2500 and encodes 467 amino acids.
UCUCCAGAGCACCUUUGGCUUCGGGUACCACCCCACAGAGAGACAUGUCACAUUCAUCUGCUUGCCAUCGUAUCCAUGAAUGUGGAGGAGGGGGUCCGAGCCAGAGCCUGGAGGAGUGAAAUCAACAUGAAUUCUCCCUUGAUUUCAUGCUAUCCUCAUUCCCAAUCCCCUUAUGGACCACCCCAGAGAGUGGGAUUCUGAGAUCUGGGGCUCUUUACUCCAGCAGACACAGGGAGACGGAGAGCCGAUGGCUGGGCACUGGAGCUGAGACAUUGACACUGGAAAUAAGGGGCACAUAUCUUCCACUGCAGGGCAUCCUCUAUGGAAGGAGGCUCUGUCAGGCUGUCACAACCCAAUGGCCCCCUCCCCUUAGGGAUUCCCCUGGGAAGGUAGAUCAGCACUGUAUACUGCUAACGUUGUUGCAAGCAUUGCAAAGCAUUUUGGGGAGAGUUAAAGGUGUGUGAGUGGAGAGUGGAAGUUUCCUUUGUAGGUUACAAGAGGCUGAGAAGGGGGGAAGAAGAAGAAAAGACCAGAGAACAAGUUAACUCAACACUGCACUAGCAAGCUCAGUCCGAAGAUAAGACACUGGCCCCGGCCCAAGGUCAUGGGCUAGACGAGAACUGUACAGCUGCCCAGCCAUGAGAAGAGGAGAACUAAGUUAAGCAGAGCUGCAGAAACAGCAGCGAGAACAGUGAGAGUGAAUGAGAUGCAGAGCUGCAGAGAUAGCAGUAAGAACAGUGAGAGUGAAUGAGUUGGCAAUGGUGAAGCCAACAGGACGGAAAACAAAGUCUCGGGAGCCGGUGUGUUUUGGACAGCCGAGAAGGCCACAGAAAGCCGGUUUGGACUGGCACAAAGAGCCCCUGGAACAGAGGUUGCAGAAUGGAACACCCCUGAGGAGCCAGGACUUAAAACCCUCCUGAGAGCUGGAGCAAUUUGGAGAGCACAGCAGAUCAUUGGACGGCCUGGGCCCAAGACAGCACUCCCAUCCACCUCUUCCCCCUCCUUCUGAUGUUACACCCAGACUCGACCAGUCUGGGUCGUGCAUGUUUCAUCAGCUCCUGUCCAGCCCUGAGGCCAGGAAGAGCCGCCCUGCCAGAUGCUGGGAGCCCGUCGCCCACACUCCAGCGCUGCCCUGCUCUCCGCCGUCCUCCUCCUGCACGUUCAGGCUGCAGCGGCUGUGAGUUUCCAGGUGCUGGUUCCCGCCGGUCCCCUCUCUGCCCCGUUGGGGGGCACUGUGCUGCUGCCCUGCCACCUCUCCCCCGCGCUCAGUGCCCAGGCCAUGCAGGUGAAAUGGAGCCGGCCCCAGCUAGGCCAGGACGUCCACGUGUACUUGCCAGACGGGAGCGAGGUGCAGGGUGAGAGGUACCGGGGCAGGACGGAGCUCCUGCGGGACGGGAUCCAGAGUGGCAGCCUGGCCCUGCGGAUCUGGAACCUCACCCUGCGGGAUGAAGGGCGCUACCUCUGUGACUUCCAGUCCGAAACCUACUUCAGCGAUGCCGCGUUGGAGCUCCGCCUGACAAGCUCUGGUUCGGAUCCCCUCCUCGACGUCGGUUUGUACGAGGACAAGGGGGUCUCGGUCACAUGUCUCUCUGCAGGGUGGUACCCGGAGCCCAGUGUGCUCUGGAGAAACAGCCAUAAAAAAAUCCUGAGUCCAGAGUCCGAACAGAAACUGCAAAGUGACGACGGCUUAUUCAACGUCUCCAGCACCAUGGUGAUGACCGAGAGCUCGGAUCCAGCACUGACCUGCACCCUCAGCCCUGGCUCGCCCGGCCCAGAGAAAGUGUCGGCCAUUUUCAUCUCCGACACUUUCUUCCCCAGAGUUUCCUCCUGGCGGGUCCCCUUCUUUGUAAUCCUGACUAUCUGUGUUUGCUUCCUCGCCUUGGCUGCCCUCUGCCUAUGGAGGAUUCACAAAGAAAAAGGUGCCAUCUACACAGAGCUAAAGAAAAGCCACGGCAGACCGAGUUGGAAAGAAGCAUUUCGCAAAGCCGCGGACGUGACCCUGGACCCGAGAACAGCUCACCCCAGUCUGGAGCUGUCUGCAGAGAGGAAGAGCCUAAGGAACACAGGUCCGAGACAAUCACUGCCUGAUGGCCUGGGGAGAUUCGAAGUUUACUCCUGCGUGCUGGGCUCUGAUGGCUACGAGUCGGGGACUCAUUACUGGGAUGUGGAGGUGGCCGGCACAGGGGGCUGGGCUCUGGGCAUCACCAGGGAGUCUGCCAGCAGGAAGGGAUGGUUCAAUUUCAGCCCCAAGCAAGGCACGUGGGCCAUCCAGCUCUCCAGGGGCCAGUACCAGGAAGUCACUGCAGAAUGGAGCCCGCUGGACCCGCCCCAGACCCCUGGCAAGAUCAGAGUGUAUCUGGACUAUGAAGGAGGGAUUGUGUGCUUCUACGAUGCUGACACCAUGGCCCUCCUCCACACCUUCACUGCCCUCUUUACAGGGAAGAUCUACCCGUUCUUCUGGGUCUGGUCUGUAGGGACCUCCCUUAGACUGUGUCCCUGAGCCUUUCCCAGCCAGAUCGCUGCACAUUGAAACCUGCCGACGCAACACACCAGCCACCACAAUGGGGGGGGCGGGGAUGCAUGUGGUGUCGGUAUAGGCUGUGGGCAUGUUUUAUUAGUGACGACCCCUUGCUGGAAGGCUGUUUUCACACUACGUGAAUGGGAAUAAACCUGUUCUUUAAAAAAGAAACGCAAAUUCCAUCACAUGCAAAGGUAACAUCCACCUCUGACAAAGUGGAAAUCGUCUGUGAUAUUUUUAUGACACUUAUAUGUGCCUCAGUUUCCCCUACAUGCUGCUUUGUUACCCAGUGUGGGGAAAAGGGCUGUUUGCUCUCAGAGCAGGCUAAGAGACAUAGGUGUGGGUGUCGCCCGGCUGUCUGGGCCUCAGUCCCCAUAUCAGUGGAGCAACUGGGAAUACCAUGGCAAAUCUAGUCACCAGGACCUUGGCACCUACCAUCCAAGGACCCAGAGGGAGAUGGAUUCCAUCUCCACAGGGAGAAGAGCAACAUCCGCUAGCUGAAGAACAGAGGACUGGAGAGUCAGGAGGUGCGGGUAUAAGAAUUGGCUGCUCACCUGGAGUCUGACCAAAGAGGUCAGAGGGGGAGACAGAUGGAGCUUGACCAGGGGGGUUCACUACAGCUUGGCUGGGCUCUGGACUGACCAGAAAGGUCUAUACUUUAAUGUUUAGUUCUCUGUGCUAACCUAAGGACUUCCUAGGCUGUGUCCAGCUGACUAAUAAACCCGACUUUUGGACAAUGCUAUUUGAGUGUCACUA